CUCUCUCUCUCUCUCUCUCUCCCACAUCUCAUUGUUUCAGAACAGGCCAAAUUUGAAAUCCUUUUCAGGGAGUGGUCUGUUCGUCUUACUCUCCAGCCAAAGUGGGAAUAGCUUGAGGAGGAGAGAAACCCAUUCGGCAGCCAGAAGACCCAGCGGAAAGAGCAGAGGACAAGAGAUAAGAUGCUGCUGUCAGGACCGAAAGCCCUGCUGUUCUGCACUGUCUUCAUCAUCCCCUUUGGCUGGACACACCUUGGGGCCAGAGGUCAACGAGGAGACGAUGUGACUCAAGCAACUCCUGAACUUUUUACAGAAGAUCCUAAUCUGGUGAAUGAUCCUGCUACAGACGAGACAGUUCUGGCUGAUAUCGAGCCUUCCACAGAUGACCUGGCAAACAAAAACCACUGGAAAUGUAUUCAUAAAGACUUGGCCGGUGAUAGAAAUGCCAGCACAGAGUGCCGGGAUGAGAAAUUCGCCUGCACACGGCUCUACUCUGUGCACCGACCAGUCAAGCAGUGCAUCCACCAGCUUUGCUUCACCAGCUUGAGACGCAUGUACAUCAUCAACAACGAAAUCUGCUCUCGUCUCGUCUGUAAAGAACAUGAAGCCAUGAAAGAUGAACUGUGCCGUCAGAUGGCUGGUUUACCACCAAGACGACUCCGUCGCUCCAACUACUUCCGCCUUCCUCCUUGUGAAAAUGUGGAUUUGCAGAGACCCGGGGGUCUCUGAUCAACCAGAAGAGUAAAGGAAAAACAAAAACAAAAAAAA
Erinaceus europaeus (western European hedgehog) is the source of this 765-nucleotide messenger RNA. RefSeq names its product microfibril associated protein 5 (gene MFAP5). Gene Ontology annotation, cellular component: microfibril. Gene Ontology annotation, biological process: embryonic eye morphogenesis. The transcript has 11 exons. The record is from RefSeq and is a predicted model, not a curated record. The coding region runs from base 181 to 726 and encodes 181 amino acids. Lineage: Eukaryota; Metazoa; Chordata; Mammalia; Eulipotyphla; Erinaceidae.